ACUCUUGAGACACUCCUGCCUGCUUGUAUGCAGUAAAACAUUUGUCCUGUUUCCACCUAAAUCCGGCGUUUGAAUGCAGCGUGUGUUUGGGUUUUUCACAGUGAAAGCCAACUCAGGUCUUUUUGGGUCAGCCCCUAAUGGGAAGGCGUGGCGGAAUGUUUGUAGGAGCUGUUUUUUCAACUGAUGGUGAAGUCUAUGGUCAUCCACUCGAGUAUGGUUGUCUGUGGUUCCUUAUAAAUGUCGUUUGUGAACUUCCAUCUCCCGACUGCAGCAAAUCGGUUUCUUCUAUUGUCAUGAUAAUGACUACCAGUACGCCCCUCGUACGCCAGAUUCAAAGGAAAGAGGAGAAGCCUUUUUGAUUAGAUCGGAAUCAUAAUCAAAUUUAUUGGCCAAUUAUGUUAGAUAUACACCUGGUAUUAUCCACGGUAUGUAGAGCCACACUCGUAAACAACAACAACAAAAAUGCAAGCACACAAAUAAAGCAAAAGUACAUUUAGCACAAAAGUACAGAGAGCCAUAUACUUUAGUAUUGUAGCCAUUUAAUGAUAAAAGCAGUGCAAAGGAAGUGUGCAAUGACAGCUGUGCAAGUGAUGAAAAGAGUUGUACAACCUUAAGUGCGGCACUGUAGAAUAGAAACAUUAGAGCAACCAAUGCAGUUUUGACAAAAAAAUAAAGCGAUGUUGACAUGAAAUGCUGCUAAAUGUAAUACAUAGUGACAGUAGUAUGCAAUACUGAUUGAUGGUCGUUAUUCAAUUUACAAAUGUAGACUUCGAGGCUGAAACAGUCACUAUGGUAGUACUGUUAAAACAGAGCUGUAUAAAAUUUGGCAGAUUCGAUCAAAUGGAAUUAGAAAUCUAAUUUAAAAAGUUAAUUACAAUAGGAAAAAGUCUGGAUGAACAGCAAACCUGUAUUUUUUCCAAACUAUCAAACCUAACUUGACAUUAUGUUUCAAUAAUCUCAAAAUGGUUUAUUUUUUCUAUUUUAUUUUAUUUAUUUAUUUUUGGGUGGGGGUGGGGGUCAGAACAAUGGCUCAUAUGUGUUGUGUAGUAAGUACUUUUUGCUUUCAUUCUUCUGUAGUGAAAUUUACAAAAAAACAUACUUUGCUAUAGUGGUCAACGAUGAAACUGCCUCCCAAAAUUUACUAAAGGCAAAGCAAAAUAUAGAUAAACAAACUGUACAAGAGCAAACAAUCUGUGCUGAAGCGGGAACGUGAAUAUGGAACUGGACUGAAGGGGAUUACUGUAUUUCUCUGCUUCUUUGAAGUUAUUUCCUGAUUUAUGUGGGCCGAAUGAAUGUGACCAGCACAGAUGCAAUUUGAUCUACUUUCCUAGGCAGUGAAAUUACAUAAUGGGCCCUUUCAGUAGCCAUGUGCUUACUUGGCUACGAGGGGGUUAUUUUUAGCAGCCAGCAUGUUGCCCUUCCCUUUCAUACAAUGGUUGUCAGCCUCAUUGUGGUGAAUCUUUAACAAGGGGCCUUUUCCUAAGCCCCUCAGAGGAGUUAAUUAAAGUGAUAGAGGCUAGAGCUGAUGAGCCACACCACCGUGACCUUGACACUCUGCUUUUCCCACCUCGUUGCAAUUGUACCUGCAUAAUCAAGAAGUAUGCAUACACACACACACACACCAGCACACACACAACCACAACCUCAUUGCCACUAGCUCCAGAGCCACUAAAUCACUGGGGAACCCCAACAAUCUUUGCAUAUACACAGAUACUUUGUCACACAGCGUGGUUGUGUUACUUUGUGGACAAAAUUAUUAUUUUCCAUCUGAACAAUCAAAGAAGGUUAUUAUGCUUUUGCACAUGCCUCUGUGCUGAGGGGAUAUUGUUUCUUGAUAAGACAAAAACACAAGGAGAGUUUUGGCGAUGAUGUCGAGCUCGUUAGAACAACAACAGCGUUGCGCAUGUGCAUGUCAUCACGGCGACACCAAAAUUGAAACGCAAUUAACAAUAGUCCAGUAGGAGAGCAGAAGCAUGUUACUGACGCACGAUGGAAAAGAUUCUGACCAAUAGGGCAGAAAAAUCAUGUUAAUAAGCAUUAUGGGAAAUAUUCUGACCAAUAGGAUAGCAGAAUCUUAUGGCGGGUCUUUUAAAAUUUUCUGCCAGUGGCAGUGUUGUCAGUAACGCGUUACUGUAAUCUGAUGACUUUCUUUCGGUAACGAGUAAUCUAACGCGUUCAUUUAUCCAAUCCAGUGUUCUGAUUAAAGUUUCCUUAUUGUCUGUGCGUUACUAUUUUGUUAUUGCUUCAUAAUGUACAGUAUGUAGAAUGAAGACUACUCUAGUUAUGUACGAACAGCAUUUCUAGUAGAAAUGUUGCUCUUGCGUUUGGGAGUUUUCUCAUGGGAGAACAAAAAAAAAAAAAAACGGGUCACGUGUAGCUAUUACCAUGCCGUUUGAUCGGCGCUGAGAGUGCGGCCAAAACAAUAGCAUAGCUACCUCGUCAGGACGCGAAUAAUGACAGAGCCAGGAGAGCUACCACAAACGGUUGGCUCACGUUCUGUCCAGUGAAGAUGGUUAAAAUAUUUCCCUGCGUCGCAAACUUUGCGCUAGCUCAAAAACACUGUGGACUGCUAAAAACUCCACAUUCAAUUCAAGGAACCAAUUGGAAUUACAGCGCAACGCGUCGAAACUCAAAGCAAAGCCUACAGGUUACGAGAGCACAUUUACAAUUUGUAACCAGGCUUUACGUACAUUUUAUAGUUACAGUUUGUAGUUUGCAGUUAGAGUUUGGGUGGGACUUUUGGGUGUGUAGGGGGGGACUUUUGGCCUGUACUUUAGAUUAUAUGUAUACAUAUAUGGCAGAAAACACUCAGAUGACUUGAAGUUCCGCUCCGAGACCCCCAAUUUGACCAAAUUUCAAAAUUGUCCUAUAUGCAUGUGUGAUCCAUCAUUGGAAAGCUUAAAAUCUCAAUUUUCUGGGCGAAGAAAAAUUUUGAACAGGAGGGCAUUUAAAAAAAAAAAAAAAAAAAAAUUUUUUUUACAGCAAAACCCUAACUGGAGGCGAGAGCAUGCGAGAGCAGAAUUAAAGAGGCGAUGAUUUUAACGAGAUAUUAUUGUGUACUAACCUCGUUUCGAUCCAAAAACUCCAUGUAGCAUGUAUCAUCGAGUGUCAAGACACAGAUGUGAAUGGCCACAGUCGGGUUUUUGGGGGAUUUUAUGGGUGAAACAUGGUAAUAUAACAAGGACAUAACAAGGGUAGCGAUGCAGAAAUCGCAGACAUCAAGGAGUGGUCGAGAUGUUCUUUUCCAUAUACAGUAUUUACCCUUUUAAACGUUUUUUUCCUAAUUUUUCUUUGGAUCAAUUAUUUAUCAUCUAACAUAUUGGGGAAAAUGCGACAGUAACAAAAAAAUACAAUUAAUCGAUAGUUGUGAGGUAGAUACCCGUGACUUUUUUAAAGACGCCAUUUUUUUCAUUGUGACGUAAUUUGUGUAGAAGUUUAAAAUAUGCGAGUGAAUAAUGUUUUAAAGUCGUUUUUUAUUUUUUUAAACAAAACAUUAGACAUUAAUAUAGGAUUCUAAGCUAGAAAUGUCAGACAUUUUGAAUAAGAAAUAUAAUUACUUACCUUCUUUUUGUGGCUGGGUUGAAACAAAAGCGGUUGAGCGCCAUCUGUAAACAGGGGUUUCCAGGGUAAAAGGGACAAACUAAAAACAGUUCGGGGGCUUAAUGCGCCAUGAAUCUGCUAUGGCAGCAUAUAGACAUAUUGUUCUAUCAAACACAACAGUUCUUUUGGCUUAAAAUGCAGCAUUUUAUUUUAAAGAGGAGUGCAAGAGCAGAAACUGCUUUUUCAGCCUUGUCUGUGUUUUCCUCCAUAUAUAUAUGCACACCUUGACAUUGUUCUUGUUCAAUUCUCGGUUCAUGCUCAGUUGUGGUUGAAGCUUUUGAAAGCUUAGGUUUAAAGACAUUCUAAAUAUCCAUCCUCAGCUGUAGUUUUGGCUAAGCAAAACAAAGGUCUCUAAGGUACUUCUGUUCGAAAGAUAAUUUUGACCCAUUAUGAAAUACUUACUACUUUAGGAUUCUUUUUCAUUUCAUUCAUUUUUAUUGUUUGUUUUAUUGCUUUAAAAAACUUUUAUAGACAACAUUUUAAUAGCUAGGUCUUUAUUUUAAAGGUGAAGUUCAGAAUUUUUUACAUUAGGCUUAUUCUUCGAGUUGGCAGGGAUAUAAUUAGUCCUUGGAGUUGAUUUGAACAAAUUCCGUGCAGUUUAAUGGUUGAAAUCAACUCCGACUAAUUAAAUCCCCGCUAUAUCGAAGAUUAAGCCUUAUGUGAAAAAUUUGAUUUUCUGCUUUAAAUUAAAUUCUCGGAGAGUCAAUUACAUGUGAUGACAUUUUGCUGUUGUCACCUUAUGUUGAGGCAGCAAAGGGCGAAAAAUUGGUAAAAAGUAACUGAUAAAUUACUUUUAAAGUAACUUGGUUACUUUGAUCAUGAAGUAAUCAGUAAAGUAACUAGAUUACGUUUUUAAGGCAUAAUCAGUAAUCAGUAAGUAAAUUACUUUUUCAAGUAAUCGGUGACAACACUAGCCAGGGGAAAUUAGGUAUCUUAUUUUUCACAUGCGGAAUCAUUUUUCGCAAUAUGAAGUGAAAAAAGCUUCGAAAAACUUGUACCACUGUAUAUUCGUAGGGGAUAUAUCAAUGUGUAUAAAUAUACAAUCGAUCUGGUGAUCCAUGUUAACACAGACUCAUAAAAUAUACAUAAAAAGCAUCACAGAGUAAGAGAAAGAUUUGUCUCUUAGUUGAUGGGGCCAAAGACCGUGUCUCUCUCCCCAAAUACCCUCACAAUAUCAUAUUUAUCAUGUAGCCUACUACUGGUUGACAAAUUCCAGCCUAUCAUGUGGUUUGUAAGAUUAUCCUAUAAAAUUAGCCUUUGGUAUGAUGUACUGAGAGCCAAAUGCGCUUCUCACCAACAGUCGGCUCCUAAACAGGUCCGGGCCAGCAAAGUUAAAUAAUUAAAUAAUAAAGGUGCUCAAUAUUUCCUACUUAUGCAAUAGAGCCAGUCAAAGAUGAAAUGGCCAUGUGAAAAAGAACAUUGUUGCAACUAAAAAUAAACAUUCCCUACCUGGUGUCUUUUUUUUUUUUUUUUUGUCUAAAAGCAGGUUCCCCAGUAUUUUACAAACCACAUCUGCUAUGACAACAUCCCCUUUCGACAAAAUUUCUGCCACUAGUCCAGAGGUCGGCAACCCAAAAUGUUGAAAGAACCAUAUUAGACCGAAAAAACAAAAAACAAAUAUGUCAGGAGCCACAAAAAAUUAAAAGCCUUAAAUAAGUCUAAUAAUGAAGGCAACACAUGAUGUAUAUGUCCGAAUGAGCUAUAUUGGCCUACUAUCAAAAUGACUAAGUUGGAUUAAAAUACAUAAUGAGCCUUCAUGAUUUAAUGUUAAUUUUCCCUGCAGUGCAUCCAACGCACCACGACUACUCUGUUGUAUGAUGCAACCUCAAGUUCACUUCAUUACAAUAUUAAUGAAUUGUUUCAUUGCUUUUUAUGAAAUUAUAGAAAUGCAAUAAAGAAAUCCGAUUUUUGAUUUUGUUUUUAUUUUGAGGUUUCUAAAAACAAAAUGGAACGUGCAUAACAUCCCCUUUUCUGGUCAUGUCUUUGAUUUUCUUUAUUAUCUCGGUUUUGUUUUUGAAGUCUGCGCAGAAGCAUCAAAACAAAUGACCACAUAUGCUGGCUCAACGUCAUUCAAAGGUGAUCAUAUUUUGAUUUCCAAAAGAGGACACAAAUAACAGACAUAAGUAAUCCCCGUUUAGUCUUAUAUUCAAAGUUUAUAUAGAUCGAUAGCAUGCACGCACUGUCCGUGCAUGACACACACAUACGGACAGUUUGCGACUCUUGGCUUUGUAAUCAAUCUUGAAAUAUUGCUCAUAUGGAGCAGAAUGAAAACCGAGCAUUCUCAGGCAUAUCCUCAACCCAUUUUAUUUUUUUAUGACUGUUGUCAAGCCCGACACUCCCCCAAAAGCCGUGUUCAAGGCAAGCUAGGCGCUGACACACAGCUGCACCGCAACCAUAGCGCCAAGUCUCUCUCGCUCUUUGCUGACGUAAUUGCUGCAUGUAUUCCAAUUUGGGAGACUUGACAGUUCAGACCGCCCGCCACAUUCUGAAAAAAAUGUGGCCCAGAUCGGAUUCAAACCACAUCCAAAAGUGACCGAGAUCGGAUUUGAAAUGGUCCAUUUCUAUGCGACUUGUCCCGUUCAGACCGUAAAGUUAAUGCCUCACUCGAGUUGGAAAAACAUGAAAAAAUGGGAUUUGUGCAUUAAGACCUGCGGUAUGAACUUAGCCUAAGUUCUUCAGAAGUAAUGGAAGCGCACUUUAUCUCUCACACCCAACUGGGUACUUGGCUGCCAACAGGUGUUGUGACUUGCUUACAAUAGCCAUCUGCCUGGCAUCCUGCCCCGCUGAUAGAAACGAGUGUCGCAGGCUAUGACGCAAAUCUUCGUUGACAGAAAUGUUGAAAAUUAACAUUGAUUCAACACAUUUUUGCAGCAUUGGAAAACGUUAAGAAUGUUUGAGUCAUUUUUGUCCUCCCACAGAAACCAUAUCAAAACAAAAAAUAAUGUUUCCCUCAACCAUCUUUGUCCAUUUUCAAGCAUUUUUGAAAAUGUUCCAGGGAGCCGCUAGGUUAGUGCUGAAGGGCCGCGGCUCUCAAAAUACGGGUUCCCGACCCCCCGCACUAGUCCUUUCGUAAACACUUUGUAAACAUACAGUAGUAUAUAGUACUAUAUGUAUCACUGAUUUGCUGCCAGCCUUUCUUAUUCAAAAUGGAUUCGACUUCUAGGGGCGUCAAUGGCUGCCACUGAGUCCAAUGAGGUCCCUAAGUGUUAAAGGAGAUCUAAACCGAGAUAUCAAAAUAUUGUUAUAUUUUAAAUGUAUAUGUCUUCUUUAUUGUUAUAGGUUUUCUUAUAGCUAUGAUUGAUUUAAGCAAAACAAUGUUAAAAAAAAAAAAAAAAACAACAUCUAUCUUUGCCAACCACCAUUUUCAAUUUGUUUCAAUAUCAUGGUCGACUGCUGCUUCUCUCCAGAGACGAUUGUUUAUGCUGUUUAUUUUUUAUUCUACAAAGUCAAUAUUAACUGUGUUUUGACUAGUGCUUGCAAUUACUGUUUAUUCAUGCUUUAAAAUUGUUGGGGUUUAGCUUCUCCUUAUUAUGACACGUCCUGGCAGAUCCACCACCAUACAAGCACUUAAGUAAGUGAUAGUGUUUCCAUGGCGAUGACUGUAAUGCUUGUUAUGACAAGGCAAUGUGGCAUUCAAUAGAUUUUUGAAGAUGGUACUUUAACCUUAAAGUAGAAGUUCAGAAUUUUUGACAUUAGGCUUAAUCUUCGAAAUAGCAUGGGUUUAAUUACUUGGUGGAGUUGAUUUCAAUAAGUUACGUGCAGUUUGUUAGUUAUUUAUUAACUUCAGGGCUCCAGAGUGGCUAAGCUAGCGUGAGUCAAUGGUCCCAUCCUAGUAUGCCAAUAAAAAAAUUAUAUUAACAGGUCUAACAUAGUCAAAUAAAUUCAAAAUGCAGAUCUUUGUUCAAAAUACCCAUGCGGCCAAAACAAUGUCACCCCAAACUGCCGUAAUUAAUUUAUUUCUGCGGGACUUUUUUAAGAUGCGUAAUGCGACCACAAUAGAGAGGAGUGCUUCGGCCACUCGUGCUCCUGCUGCAUUCAAGGAAGGUGGCAAGUCGGACGUAUGCCACUCGAGUGGUAACAGUUGCGACUUCAAAGCGUUCCAAACUUUUUUUAUUUUGGCUGUCAAAAGACAUGUUGACCUCCUGCAAACUUGCCUUCUUGUAAGCGAUCAAAUAGUGGAGGAAGAACAAUGGCUAAGGUAAAUAGACCACACUGUAAACUGCCUUCUUUAGUUUUACUAUUGACGGUCUGCUUUUUGAUGGGCAGCGCAUUUUGUCGAGUGACGUCUGAUUGAAGCAACUCGUGAAGUCGGGGUACUUUUUUCUCUGACUUUGCGACUAGGGCCUCCCAGUUCGGGUGGCGUUCCAAUGAUAUUUUUCCUGGUCGAAGGUUGGAAAACUCUGACUUCCCACCUACCUCAAAUGCACCAUCAGUCUACGGAGUGUUGGCUGAAGAACGGCAAAAUAGUGAAACGUGCAUUUAGAGGCUGUGAAAAGUGACAGACGAAAUGUGCAAAUGAGAGUUUCCACAAAUUUCCUAUGAAGAACAAGGAACAAUACAAACUGGAUACUUGCUGUUGGCUACGACAUAAACAUACUGUUGGAAAAAAUAUCACUCCGCUCUGCUGCCUCUUACCUACAGAGCUGCUGGAUUACAAAUGUUGCUGUUCAUACUAGUUAUUAAGAUGCAAUGGAGAUUGCAGCUUACUUGAUAACGUUUGAAAAGCAUGAAGAAUGGCUAACAACAUCCCCUAAAACAAGGCCGCAGAAUGGGUCGAUGAUAUUGUACAAUAGGAAGAAGGUCAAGUACAGAAAGGAUGGCUACUGCUGGAAGAAGAGGAAAGAUGGGAAGACCACACGGGAGGAUCACAUGAAACUGAAAGUGCAAGGAGUUGAGUGUCUGUAUGGCUGCUACGUCCACUCGUCCAUCAUCCCCACCUUCCACCGUCGGUGCUACUGGCUGCUCCAGAACCCGGACAUUGUGCUCGUCCACUAUUUGAAUGUGCCAGCCAUUGAAGAUUGUGGGAAACCAUGCGGUCCAAUCCUGUGUUCCAUCAAUACAGACAAGAAAGAGUGGGCCAAAUGGACCAAGGAGGAGCUGAUCGGCCAGCUCAAGCCCAUGUUUCAUGGCAUCAAGUGGACUUGCAGCAACGGGAACAGCAGCUCUGGCUUCUCAGUGGAGCAGCUAGUGCAGCAGAUACUGGACAGCCACCAAACUAAGCCACCUCCCCGGACUCACAACUGCCUCUGCACAGGCACGCUGGGUGCCGGUAGCAGUGUACACCACAAAUGUAACAGCGCCAAACACCGCAUCAUCUCCCCCAAGGUGGAUCCUCGCACAGGAGCUUACAGCAACUCUCACUCUGAAGUACAGAACAACGACGUGUCUGAGGGAAAAACCGAGCACAGUGGCCAUGGCGGCAACAAAAGCUCUGGUGCAGGAGGCGGUGGAGGGGGCAGCACCAGGGAGAAACGUAAUGGGAAAGUCCACAAGCCUAUCUUGCUGCAUCAGAACAGCACUGAGGUUUCAUCCACGAACCAAGUGGAGGUGCCCGAUACCACCCAAAACUCCCCUGUGUCCAUCAGUAGUGGCCUCAACAGUGACCCAGACAUGGCUGACAGCCCUGUAGUAACAGGAAUGAGUCACGUGGCCUCCGUCAUGUCUGGCCUUUCCCAGGGGGUCUUUAUGUCAGAAGUUGCUGGAGACCCCAUCUACAGCAUGUCUCCAACUGCUGGUCCGAACUCUCACCUCAUGGGCACAGAUGCCAACUCCCAGGGCUUGGUGCUCUCAGUGACCCCUGAUCGCCACAAGUUCGCUUUUCCCAGCGGGGGAGUUGGAGAGCCUGGGAACACAGGAGAUGGGCUUUCCAUGUUGUCCACAGCCGGGGUUUCUGAGGAACUGGUGCUCUCAAGCAGUCUUGACUCUGGAACCAUUAAGAUACCAGAGACCAACAUGAACUUUGACCCGGACUGCUUCCUGAACAAUCCCAAGCAAGGCCAGACGUACGGAGGUAGUGCAAUGAAGACUGAGGGGAACUGUGCUUCAUCCUCCUGCGGGGUCAGUGGCAGCACCAACGGGACUCUACAGAGCUCUCCGUCCAUGACAGAUAAUAGUUACAGCUUCAGCUCAGCUUUAGUGAAAAAUAUCAAAACAGAAGACACUUCCUUUGAGCAGCAGCUGGCCAAAGAGAGUGGCUACCAGGUGGGAGCAGUAGUAAACUGCGGUAGCGGGGUGUCUGUGCCACCCGGUGCUGGUUCAGGUCAGGGCAACCUCACCCUGACCCCAGCUGGAUCCUUGCUUCCUUCAGGUGGUGGUUUAAGUCCGAGCACCACCCUGGAGCAAAUGGACUUCAGUGCUAUUGAUGCCAAGCAGGACUACACAUCCAGUGCUUCCGCAGUGAGCUAUGGGCAAGCAAUAGCUAGUCCUCACAUGCCACACCAGAACCGGUCUCCUAGUUUUUUCCUUCAGGAUGCCUCUCAGUCCAGCCAGACUCAACAGGGGAGGGCCAGCAUGGCCCAGAAAACACACAUGAUGGAUCACAACGCCCAUGAAUCUGGAGCUGCAUAUAUGGGGCUGCAUGUGGUGAAGACCGAAUCUACAGGCAGUAAUGGACACCUGCACCACCACCAGCAGACCCAGCAUAGGUCCAACUGUAAUGGAGGCUCACCAACCGACACCACCGGCCAUACCGGAUCCCUGCAGCUGCUACAGUAUCAGGGAAGUUUUCCAGGACUCGGCAGUGACCACGAGGAGGUGGUGGGUCUGGAACAGCCAGGCAACGUAACCUCUGGGCAGACAGGAGCCUCAGAAAAUGGAGCUGAGAAUUUACUCAAGCCAGGAGAUCAAAUGCAGUCCUGUGUGACAGGAAAUGGAGAAGGGGGUGCCACUGAGCACUACCUUCAAGCAUCAGAUAGUGGGGCAGGAGGAAAUGGCAGUGCGGGGGAAGGUAUGGCUCUCCACAACGGAAACAGUGAUGGCAGCAAUCGUACGCCACAGCAGCUGCAGCCUCUCCUCCAGGGAGCAAACAUGGUCCAAGGACUCUACAACCCUGUUACGACCCAUCAAGCCUUGGGGGGAGCCACCAGUAAUGGAGGAGGAGGGGCAGCGGGCAUGGAGAUCAGCCUAGAUCACUUUGACAUCUCUUUUGGAAACCAGUUCUCAGACCUCAUCAAUGACUUCAUUUCCGUGGAUGGCACUGGGACGGCCAUGUCCACUGGAGGAACCCUCUAUGCUCACCAGCUCGUCACGUCACAUGGCUCUGAUGGUCAGAACCCUACAGGUGGCGGGCCCCCACAGAGCCAGGAGGAUACCAGGAGUUCUGGCUACAACCCUUCGGAACUCUGCCUUCAACCGUGCUGCAGCCCCCAGUCUCUGAGUGGGGCUGCGGCUACAGGGGGAAACCCUGGGGAGGCAGGUUCACUGUCGUACAUGAAUGUAGCCGACGUGGUCUCCGCAGCUGUUGCACAUGGUGCUCUGGGCAUGCUCCAGGCUACUGGGCGCCUCUUCAUGGUCACUGACUACUCUCCUGAGUGGUCAUAUCCUGAGGGUGGCGUUAAGGUGCUAAUCACAGGUCCCUGGCAAGAGGCUGGAUCAAAUUAUAGCUGCUUGUUCGACCAGAUCUCAGUUCCAGCUUCUCUCAUUCAACCAGGGGUGCUGCGUUGCUACUGUCCAGCUCACGACACAGGUCUGGUGACACUCCAGGUGGCCGCCAGUAAUCAGAUAAUUUCCAACUCUGUUGUUUUUGAGUACAAGGCUCGAGCUCUCCCUUCCCUGCCGUCCUCUCAGCAUGACUGGCUCUCACUGGAUGAUAACCAGUUCAGAAUGUCUAUCCUGGAACGCUUGGAGCAGAUGGAGAGAAGGAUGGCCGAGAUGGCCAGCCACCAGCAGCAGAGCAGUGCUGGGAGUGGUGGCGCUGGAGGAGGAACAGGAGGAACUGGCGGAGGAGGUGGGGCCACUGGAGGUGGCGGAGGGGGAGACAGCAACAGCCAAACACAGUGUGGAUCAGGCCCAACGCAGGCCAGCAGCUCCUUCGAGAGCCGUGUCGUGGUAGUUUGUGAGAAGAUGAUGAGUCGAGCUUGCUGGGCCAAGUCCAAACAUUUAAUCCACUCCAAAACUUUCCGAGGCAUGACGCUCCUUCACCUGGCUGCAGGCCAGGGCUACGCUACCCUCAUCCAGACGCUCAUAAAGUGGCGCACCAAGCAUGCUGAUAGCAUUGAUUUGGAGUUGGAAGUGGACCCUUUGAACGUUGAUCACUUCUCCUGCACACCUUUGAUGUGGGCUUGCGCACUGGGUCAUCUGGAAGCUGCAGUGGUCCUAUAUAAAUGGGAUCGACGGGCCCUGGCAAUUCCUGAUUCUCUGGGCCGUCUACCCCUUUCCAUCGCCCGCUCUCGUGGCCACACCAAACUGGCUGAAUGUCUGGAGCAACUGCAACGGGAGGAGCAGCAACCACCGGCUCCUCUACCCCCUACAACUCGCAUGUCCUUCUCCCCGGCGCCCGACACCCCCACGACAGACAGCUGGAUGCUGAACUGGGCCAAUGAGAGUGUAGUCACAACCGGUGGAAAGAGAGGAGGUCCCGCUACAACGACAACCACAUCAAGCAACACCACCCACAACCCAGACUUGCGAAGGCCCAGGUCAGAGCCUUCCAGCUACUACACCAGCGAGGGUCAAAGAGACCUCCCGCUCGCUAAGAAGCAUAAACCCAACCCACAGCACUUUCAGACACGGCCCGACAAGGCCAUGUCUGUUCCUCUUAGCCUGGAGCAGCAGCAGCUACACAAGCUGUCCUCUAGCCCCAAGAGCCAGUCCUCCGAAAGCCCAGACAAGAGUCUGUCUAUAGGCGGUAGCACGGGGACAGCCAGAUGGACCAACCGGGAGAGUUUCUCCAUUAGCAACGUGGGAAGGAAGGGGCCGGGUGUCAGCGGAAGCGGCAGCUUGGGGAAGGAAAAGCUUGUCGCCCGAUUACGCCAGCGGGAACAGCUCGGCAUGCUGGUCAUGGCAGACAGAAACAUGGCUGAUGCAGAAAUGCUGUCCUAUCGGGAUGAUCUGGAGAAUCACGACUGUCUCUCGCAGAUGGAUGACCUACAGGCGAAUAUGAUGUCUCUGGCUGAGCACAUCAUUGAGGCAACACCAGAGAGGAUCAAGAGGGAGCACUUUACUGCUACCGACUCUUUGCCAGUAGAAACAUCAGGGGUCAACAACACCAUGAAUUGGCUGGCCAACUACCUGGGAGAUGUGGAGCAGCUGCCUAGCAUCCUACACUUACGAUCUCUGUAUAAUGAACCCUUCACCUCAUCGUCCAAACCCAACUUGAGUCCAGGAGGUUCUCCGCUAGCAGAGGUACCGUUGGAGAGGCCCACACUCCCAUCCCCAGCAGACUGGAGUGAGUUCAUCAAUGCUUCCAACAGCAAAGUGGAGAGAGACCUGGCCCAGCUAACACUGUCUGAUCCAGAACAAAGAGAACUAUACGAAGCUGCCCGUCUAGUUCAGACUGCCUUCCGCAAGUACAAGGGACGACCGCUUCGAGAGCAACAAGAAGUAGCUGCUGCUGUUAUUCAGCGUUGUUACAAGAAAUACAAACAGCUUACAUGGAUAGCUUUGAAGUAUGCACUUUAUAAGAAGAUGACGCAGGCCGCCAUCCUUAUCCAGAGUAAAUUCCGCAGCUAUCAUGAGCAGAAGAAGUUCCAGCAGAGCAGGAAGGCAGCUAUGCUCAUUCAGCAAUACUACCGCAGCUACAAGGACUCAAGCAGACUCAGGCCUCACCACCAUGGGGCAGCUGCUGCCCUUGUGCAACACAAAUUGAGAGGAAGUCUGCUCACUAAGAGGCAGGAUCAAGCUGCCAGGAAGAUCAUGAGGUUUCUGCGUCGCUGCCGCCACAGCCCCUUGAUGGACCAUAGACUGUUCAAGCGGGGUGAAAGAAUUGAAAAGGGCCAGGGAACAUGAGCCCACACAGAAGCCCCCCCUCGCAAUGUGACGUCACACCUCUAACGACUCCUUUUUUUUCCCUCCUUUGGACCCAAGAUAUUAAUAUAAAAUACAAUUUCACUACUCUUACACACAAUUUCCCCACUACAUCACUUGCAUUUGGAGCGUUGCAACUUCUACUACGGGAUUACAAACUUUUGGGGGGUGGGUGUUGCAUACAGUGCAGUUUCAUGGCUUUUUUUUUUUUUCUCGGACAUGAUUUUGGACAAAGAAGGAAAAGAACAGUGGAUCAAAAAUGUAAAGCUACUGUAAUUCAUAGCUGCUGCUGAAUAUCUCACAAAAUAAGGAGACCGUGCUGGAAGACUCUUAAUUGUAUUUCGGAAUAUUUUUAGGUGACUGAUCAAUUCCUGCAAUGAUGGAUUUUUUUUAAAUUCUAUAAUUCUAUACCAUUAACAUCAGCGACCCACUAAACUACAUGGAUAAUCCACAAGUCAGAUCAACAUCUCACCACAAUCUACAAUGCUCUGCCCCGUCCUACACAGCUGGAGUUGCAACUGAAUGUAGUCGGAGGAGCAAAUAGUUGCCUGUUGUUACAUUAUGGCUUGAAUUUGUUUCACACUGUUCGACCCUUCAUGUCUAACGUAUCUGUGAUUAAUAUCCAGGUUCUAUGUUGUAGAAUCCAACCUAGGGAAAAAAAUGCAUGACUUACGGCUAAGAAAAGUCUUUGCUCGUGUGUUUUAUGGUCUUAGUCUUUUGGCGGCAGGCUAAGUCUUUAUUGUUUUUGUCACACACGUUUGCGUGUUUUUCGUUGUUACAGUCAGUCGGGGUCAUGGUCAGGUUACGCUUGUUUUUCAAUAAACUUCAAAGCCCGUGAGGGUUUUUGAGGGAAGAUCACAUACAUUGCCUUGACAUCUUAGAGAUUCUUUGAAGGGUCCCUAAGAUUGUCCCAAAAUAGGGGUUUGACAGAUCCAUAUUUUUGAGAAUUGAGCAAACGUUUCUGUAUAUAAAGAAGGUUGGAAGUAAGUAGGAAUUAAAAAAAAAAAAGAAUAAUAAUAACACAUCUACCCAAAGGGGGUUGUAUUUUAGAAUAUAUAUUAUUUUAUUCAUUAAAAAAUGGGCCAAAAAGAGGUACAAGAACAAAACUAAUAUUUGUAUAGUUUUCUUUGAAUGCCUAAGAAGUACAGAUGUAUUGUUUGUAAAUAGUGUAUAUAACAGGGAUAAAAAUGAGGUAUGUGCAUGUAAAGUAAGAAGAGCCAAGGGUGGUAGAUGGGGGACACAACAAAGCAGUAGUGGCUAUGCUCUGUAAAAUUAAAACAAUUUCACUCUUAGAGUAUUUUAUUUUGAUUGUUCCAGAAAAAAAAAGAAAAUUUUGCUAAAGCAUGUCAUAAAUGCCAUAUAAAAAUUGAUACUAAAAAAUACUGUUUGUAGAGUUAGGUGUCUGUAAAAAUCACCCUAGAACAACUGAAAACUGUCUUUUCUCAUCUAUUCAUGUUGAGCUACCCAGAAUUCUUUGCCAUUGGUGCCGAGGAAUUUGAACGCGACAUAGCUUGGGAAAAUCAUUUUGCAAGGCUGACAAGAAAAUAUAUUUUCACUUUCAAGAUUACAUCUGACUGAUGACCACGAGAACAAUAACAACAAUAGUGCACAUUUUUAAGAGGGAGUCAUAUUUUAGAAAGCAUGAUAUAAACACUAUCACUCAUUAAUAUUAUAGCUUUUCUCUCUCCUCUCUCUCUCUCUCUCUCUCUCUCUCUCUCUCUCUCUCUCUCUCGCUCUCUCUCUACAUAAGGAAUGUGAUGAGUUACUGUGUGCAAUUUUUUCAAGAUUGUAAAUGGCAGCCUUGAUCAGCCGGGUUCUUUCAUCGCCAUCAACAAGAUCUUGAUAUGUGCCGUGCAAUGUUUCUCAGUAUUACAUGAUGACAUCAUCCUCAUCCAGUAUUUCAUUCUUGAUCAAGGCUGCCAGGUCCAAAGUGAUCUUAUGCUGUAUUCUGUGUAAAAAGGUCAAUAUUUCAAGCUGUAACACAUGUAGCAUACUGUGCACGGCUGUGCUCCUAUGUCAAACAGCCAAAGGUGCUACUUUUACUUUAUCCACAAUUGAAUAUUAAAAAUUGACUCUCAAUUUGUACAAAACUAAAAAAAAAUUUAGGUGUAUUUUGCAUAUGUUUCUCCAACAGUAAUUUGGCAAAGUAAAUGUUUUGUGUUUACCUAGCACCCUUCCCUCAAUUAGUUUUGUCUGUGUUUAUGUUAAAAGUGCCUAUUCACGCUAGUUUGCGCCAAUUUUAAAUUGCUUCGUUUUGUCUAUUGGAGUCACAAACAGGCUCACAAUGAUACCCUCCACUGACCAUAGCUACAGUUGAAAACAGAUGUUUACGUGCGCUAUUUAAAAAUAAAUUUAUACUAUACAUUUUUUUUCUCACUGUCCAACAUGGGUCCAAAAUUUAUCAUGUUUUAUGUCACUUCGGAUUAGCAAAAUUAUUUCUACUGUAUUUCCAAAAUGCCAUAAUACUUUGUUUUAUGAUUAUUAAAUCAAUUUUAAAACAUAUUCUUCAAAGUCAGAAGUUUGCAUAUACGUAUUUUCUGAAUAUGUGGUAGUAAUGUCCUCAAACUGUAUGACUUUGGUCAAACAUUUUGGACGUUAUUCCACAAGCUUCUCACAACAAUUACCAGGAAUUUUGGCCCACUUGCCUUUGGACGGACCCAAUGAAAUUUAGUUCUUAGGCCACAUUUCUCACAUGUCUUUUUAGAUCUGCCCAUCAAUUUUAAAUAGGAUUUUCAUUAGGACCAUAUGAUAGCCAUUCCAAUUUUUUUUUAAAUUUUUUAUCCUUAAGUCACUUUGUGCCCAGGCUUUCCCUACCUACCCUCUUUGAGAUAUUGUGCCAGUAUUUCAGCAUAAUGUGUUUUUCCCAUAAUGGUCUCUGUUUUGUCAAAUGCACCAGUUCCUCUUGAAGCAAAGCAACCAAACAACAUGACACAAGGAGCAAUUUAGGUUUUAGUGUCUUUUCCAAGGACAAGACAUGUCCUGGGACCCUAAGGCUACGUCUACACUAGCACAGAUAAUUUUCUCAAGGGUAUUUUGCCGACUACUAAGGCCCCCCUGUUUCUGCAAAGUACGCCUGCAUUUGCGCCAACUACGCAUGCAUUGAAAGGAGAAGCCUCAUGUUACGCCAUCGCCCGCGCAGUUUAGUACAUCUGAAAGGGAGGGCACUCAAGCUCGGCUUUUAGUAGCAGUCGCCAAGUUGUGAUUAAAAUAAAUAUUUACAAAACAACAACGAAGGCCUGACAUCAUUACUUGGGAUGUUACAAUCGAUGCUCAGUUACGCUCUCCCCACUUGGAAAAUACCAAACAAAUAUAUGGCGUGGCGCUGAAUAUAUUUCCUGGAAGUGGAAACUGCAGCAAGGAGGGCUUGCACAUAACAGUUACGCUCCUGGAAGUGGCGACUGAUCUAGCGCCUCAGUGACUUGGGGUUCCACACAGUUCAUUUUUCGGGGUUUAAUUUUCUUCUACGCAUUUUUAUAUACUGCAGUUUGGCCGGCAUUGUGUCAGGAGGGCCCUGCUGCUAGCUGAUCGGAGGCGAUGAACUAAUCCGCGAUGGGAGGACCACAAGUGGGCACUGAAUUAAAGCAUAUUACUGCCACAUACGUUUGAAGGUUCUAGAAAAAUGUGUGAAUGCAUGAUCAGCUCAUCAGAGCCUGUGGAAAAGAAAAGGGGAGCAGGAACGCCAUGUCGUGAUCGUCCACCUGCAUUGUUUACAAUGCGGUCAUGCUGCACUAAAAGUGGCGAUGGCACGCUCCGUGAUCCUUAGUAUCCGAUUGUUGUAUGAGGACAGCAGUCCUUAUUAAGCAGUGGGUAAUAUUACCCACCUACAUUAUCCGUGUAGCAACCAAUCCGGAUAAGUGGUAUACUACUGUGGCCGACAUGCCGUAUUGUUUAACUAAUUACACGUUUAAGGCCAAUAUCUGUCCUCGUGUAGACGUAGCCUACUUUGCCCCCAUUGGGUUGGCAGCGACUUGCAAUGUAACAGCACGACUGGUGUGUGAAAGUGCACGUAGAUAAAUGUGCUCUAUAAGUACGUACUCUCGAUUUUAACUUUGGAGUUUGAAGAAUAUAAUGGAAAAAUUGUCUUUGAAAUAAAAACUCCUCUUCUCAAAAUUCCAGAAUUUAGCAAAUAUUUUGGUAAUCCUAAUUGACAUGGAACAGAAAAUGAAUUCUUGGAAUUCAUGUCACACAGUGAGAAAAAAAGAACAGCACGGUUCUUUUUAUAAGGCUAUUUACAUUUCUGGUUUCAUAAUGUAAUAUUCCCUUAUCACACCAGUGUCUAUGCAAAGGCAUGGGAAGCUCACUUCAUUAUUUUUUGCCCUUCUUUCUGCGUGGCACAGCUCCCUCAAAUCCCAUUUUGACAUGCCACUACUGCAGUUUGUUGCAAUGCAUUUCCACCCUCAAGUGGAAAGCAUAGCCAAUGCAAAGUCCCUAAAAGGAGGGGGACUUAUUAUGCUUGCAUGGGUAAAAUAGUUAACUGAGUGAUAGAAGUGCACCUGACGCAUGCUUUCUUUCCUAGAAUCAAUAGUCGGAUGAACUGACACAUGAUUGACAAACUGGUUCUGCAAUACGAUGAGCGAUGGGUUGUCAUGCCGCAGGAAGGAAAGCGGCUCGAGAAGCCCUCUAAAUGGUAGCUACUAAUAUUUUCAUGGCAAAGCACGUGGAUUGAUUUUACAAACAGCUUGAAAUUAGCCUUUUUUCCCCUCUUUUAAUUAACAUUUUUCAUUCCUUUUAAUUGAGUCUGUGCUCCAAAACUGAAUGACAGGAUUGUGAAAUGGUACAAAAGUCUAGUCAUACAUGUCAGCGAUCAGUGUCGCACUGCUGUUUCGUCUCCCUUCUGUGUUUUACUCAGGGUGCCAAAAUGGAGAGGAGGAAUGAAAAAUGUUUUCAUUUUGGUGAAUAUUUUAGAGGCUUGUCAAAUCGUUGUGCCCAACAGAUUAGUAUAAAAGAAGCUCUGUGGCGUUAGUCUGCCUUAUUGACAGAAUGACAUUUGAGCAUCUGCCUUUCCUCCUCUUCUUUUUCCCACUGCCCUCGCCAAAGAGAGGUACAGUAGACACACAUCAGGAUAAGUAGUCUCACUACAUCUUCCACUCGUCAACAGAGCAAUAAAAGAGACCUACGUUUAAAACGACCGGGCACACGUAGUUGACUGACUCUUAUGCAAAGACAAGCACUCAGUAGUUUAUGGAGAGAAAUUAUAUGGCACCCUAUAACCCAACUGCACGUUUUCAUCAAUGUCCAAGCGAGAAGAAAAAAAAGGCCCUACUUUAAUAGAAAGUUAUGGGUCCUUGACACUUUGCAUGUGAUGAACUAGUGUUAGCUCUACUUUCCUCUCCUCUAUAGCGCUCUUUCUCUGUCUUCCCAUGUUAUGUGAAUUUUCCUCCUGCCCUUCAAUGUUCCGGCUAACCUCAGUUCUCCUAAUGUGUUUUUGCGUUCUGCUUUUUUGUUUUUGCCCCCUCCUUUCCUUCUCGUCUGUAGCUUUUAUUUUUGUAACUGUGCAUGUACAAGCGUCACUGACUCGAUGGAUAUGUUGGAAAAAAAAAAAAAAGUGAUUUCAGCUGCUGAAGCCAUGCAAAACAUUUUGAAAUGCCCUUAAAUAUGGAAGAUGUUUUCUGAAUGCUUUAUAUUCUUUCUGCUGUAAAAUAAUAAAAAAUGACAAAA
This is a messenger RNA of Corythoichthys intestinalis (scribbled pipefish), 19221 nucleotides long. It is a transcript of the gene camta1a, whose product is annotated as calmodulin binding transcription activator 1a. The record is from RefSeq and is a predicted model, not a curated record. Gene Ontology annotation, biological process: regulation of transcription by RNA polymerase II. NCBI's taxonomy places the organism in Eukaryota, Metazoa, Chordata, Actinopteri, Syngnathiformes, Syngnathidae. Gene Ontology annotation, molecular function: transcription coregulator activity; double-stranded DNA binding; protein binding. The coding region runs from base 8290 to 13545 and encodes 1751 amino acids. Gene Ontology annotation, cellular component: nucleus. The transcript is spliced from 22 exons.